AGGCGAACGAUACCAAAGUUCGGGCCCUAUUUGCUGCUGCAGACGCUGGGCGAGGGGGAGUUCGGCAAGGUCAAGCUUGGCUUGCACAUACAGUAUGGCGAAGAGGUCGCGGUUAAACUGAUUCGGAGGGGGAAUAUCGACACGACCGUUCGCAUGUCGAAGGUCGAGCGGGAGAUUGAGGUCUUGCGGUCGCUCAAACACCCAAAUAUUGUCCGUCUCUACGACGUCAUUGAGACAGACAAGUACAUUGGCAUUAUCCUGGAAUACGCGUCUGGUGGUGAGCUGUUCGACCACAUCCUCGCCCACCGAUACCUCCGGGAGAAGGACGCAUGCAAGCUCUUCUCGCAGUUGAUCUCGGGUGUUUGGUACAUUCACCAGAAGAAAAUCGUGCAUCGCGAUCUGAAGCUGGAGAAUCUGCUUUUGGAUCGACACCGGAACGUCAUUAUCACUGACUUUGGAUUUGCCAACCGAUUCGAACAUCGCGCCGAUGAUCUCAUGCAGACCAGCUGUGGUUCUCCCUGCUAUGCAGCUCCAGAGCUUGUUAUCUCAGACGGCUUGUAUGUCGGCUCUGCGGUUGAUAUCUGGUCCUGCGGGGUGAUACUGUAUGCCAUGCUAGCUGGCUACCUGCCCUUCGACGAUGACCCGGCCAAUCCAGACGGAGACAAUAUCAACCUGCUGUACAAGUAUAUUGUCAACACCGCUCUUUCUUUCCCCGACUACAUCUCC
Molecule: messenger RNA, 726 nt
Organism: Postia placenta MAD-698-R-SB12
Lineage: Eukaryota; Fungi; Basidiomycota; Agaricomycetes; Polyporales; Adustoporiaceae
Exons: 2
Biological process (GO): microtubule cytoskeleton organization; intracellular signal transduction; protein phosphorylation
Cellular component (GO): cytoplasm
Molecular function (GO): tau-protein kinase activity; protein serine/threonine kinase activity; ATP binding
Source: RefSeq, a predicted model, not a curated record